Volvox carteri f. nagariensis is the source of this 8742-nucleotide messenger RNA. RefSeq names its product somatic regenerator (gene regA). NCBI's taxonomy places the organism in Eukaryota, Viridiplantae, Chlorophyta, Chlorophyceae, Chlamydomonadales, Volvocaceae. The transcript is spliced from 8 exons. The coding region runs from base 941 to 4090 and encodes 1049 amino acids. The record is from RefSeq and is a predicted model, not a curated record.
ACUCAUAGCCCUUGCUAUAACGUAUCCUUGCUGUUCUUAGUUACACCGUUGAGACUCAGACGUCUGAGGUUUGUGGCCCAGACAACUAUUUUAGCGCAUUCCAGUUAUUUCUGAAGAUUAAACUUUAGUUGAUAGGCAUGCGUUGGGCUGCUGGCUUACCUCGCUCGUAUAACGCAAAAUAACCCACACGGUCAACGUCGGCUAGAACUUUGGAAAGCCAUAUUAGUUUUCCAGGAAAACUCCAACACUUAGCAAUGGCGUAUCCUUGCUACCUUGAAAUUUGCUGCUGGAACUGGAACAACGUGGAGUAUUGCGCAGUUCAAAGGCAGGCGCUUACCACUCAGCAAUGCUCAAGAAGAAUUCCUGAAGUUCCACACAAAAAUUGCAGCCUUGCUUGCGUUCUUCUGUGGGAAGCAUUUUCUUGGUGGGCGACGUGCCAGCAACGCCCACCACCCCCGUCAGAGUCCUCUGGAGUCCAUUUCCCGUCCUUAUGCCAUAAAAAUUUAGAGAAUCAUUUAAAACAAAUUUUUAAGUCAGAUUCUUCAAUUAUUUACAAGAUAAUUCUUUUGGUACUACUGAUAUACACGACAGUGCAGCAGAACUUUCACUACGGGAGGAGCAGGGCAAAUGUCGGCGUCCCGAUGGGCACCACUUGUCCAGAUAACUUCCUGCAUACAACUUAGUUAUAACGACAUUUGACGAGAUUUCGUCACCUCACUGUGGAUAACCACAGUUGGAGCCUUAGUGACGUUCCUCCUGCUCUGGUCUCCGUCGGCCGGCGUUAUGGCAAAGCCCUCUUGUUGAAGCAUACACGUUGCGCGUAACGUUUUCCUCUCCAAAAUCUUGAACGAUCUUCCAAGGACCUGCCUAGUACUCCAACAAACCUAUGUAACGAGGAAGAGGAGAACUCCCGAAAACCUUGCUGCUGCGAAGCAGCUUCAUGGAGAUCGGCUUCCGUAAGGAAGACUCCGACAUUGCACCGGUAGCGGAAACACAGCAAUCACCGCAGCCGGAGCAACAAGAACAAAAAGAUCAAGACAUGCCACCGCAACCUCAGCUGCAGCCGCAAGCGCUGCAGCUUGCGGCACAGCAGCACCUGCAACAAUCUGCGCAACAGCCGCGUCCCCUAGAGCAAAUGGCGCUUGACCAAAACACCGAGCUGGCAUCCGCCGCCACCCCCGCUGGCGGCAGCAACGGCGGCUAUGACGCCGUGAAACCCCUUAGUCACAUUCGGGUGCAGUCGCCUGGCCGUGGGUCGACCCCGUUGGCCCUCCGCCCGAUCUUGUACUCAAUGACGGUUCGCAAUGCCGAUGGUACUCCACAAACAGCUCGGCAGUUGCCGUCUAUCUCAGCGCCUUGCUCGGCUUUAUCUGCGUACGGGCCCGUCACCAGUGGCGAGCUGCCGUACGAUGAAAGCAUAGAACCACCGUUGACGUCUGUGGCUGCGUACCCCCGCAGUGGGCGUGUCGGCGGCAGCAGCGGUGGCGGAGCCGCCGGUCCAAAUGGUGAAGAUGACGGGCUGUCACAAGGCUCACCCUCUGAACCUGAGCUGCGUCCAGCUACGACUGCUACCCUCCAGUCGGCAAUUGGCUCUUUAAUGGUUACAGAGGGCCCCGCGACCAGCACCGCCGGCGGUGAGUUGUUGGGAGCCGACCUGCCAUCCAACGAAGGUGUGCAGCAGCAGCAGCAGAUAAAGCAGCAGGAAGAGCAGCAGGAAGAGCAGCAGGAAGAGCAGCAGGAAGAGCAGCAGGAAAAGCAGCAGGAAAAGCAGCAGGAAGAGCAGGAACAACAAGAUCAGCAGCGUCUGGCCGGGCCCCACAGUGCCUCUCCCCCAGAGGCGGUGGCUGUCUCUGCUGUGUCGGACAGUGAAGAGGAGGUGGGGCGUGGCAGCGUCUCGUCAGGCACCGCUCGGCCUCAGCCGUCGUCGCCGACGGCGGCGGAGGUGACAGGUGAAGCCAUAGAGGUGGCGGCGGUCCCGCCGGUGCAGCCGCAAAACAUACAGGAGUACCAGUCCUCACCGCCGCCACCAGCACUGCCACAGCAAUCACCGCCGCCGCCUGGGCAGCCGAAGCGAGCAUCCGCCGGCCAAUCUCCUGAGGCUUCCGACGAUGCGGUGCAGCCAAAUGAGAAUGCAGGACAAGGAGCUGGCGGCAGCAGCGCUGAUGGCGGUGAUGUUGCCGGCGCCAAUACAACGGACACUUGCGCCGAGGCACCAGGCCAACCAAACCAAGACCUUGCGCAAAACCUGGAAGAGCUGGUGGCGGCUCUGCCGCCGGGGCCGAUACAAGUGACGGUUGCCGUACGCGUCGGCGCCGGUGGUCGACGACCUAGGGGCGGCGGCAGCCGGGUACCAGAGGAGGACACACGCUCCGGAUACAUGCGAGGUCACGCUUGCGGCGUCUUUGACGUGCCGCGCUACCUUGCCGGUCGGGACUGCAUUCACAAUGGCAGCAAAUGGAUGUCUCGCUCGCAGUUCGAAAAGGUGGGUGGCAGCAAGAUGGCCAAGUGGUACCGGUCCAUCCGCGUGUUGCCUGAUUUGGAACCGCUGGGCGAGUGGCUGGAGCGCCACGGCAUGCCAGUUACCAAGGGACCCGCGCGGCGCAGUCGAAAGCGAGCAGCGGAAAGCGGCGACGGUGAGGAACAGCAGGGGCAAGGCGCGGAACAAGAGGGUGUGGCGGCAAGCCCAGAUGACGUCCAAGGCCAAGGGGUAGCUGACCCCACGGCGGCUCUUCCGGCAGUGCCGCCAGGCCCACCGCCGCCGCCGCCGCCACCGUCGCAGGUUCCGCAAGCUCGGAGAGCCCUUUCCGGGAUGGCAUUGCCGAACGGCGCACGUGUCAGGAGGGUGGAGCCGUCUGAAUCUGCAGCGCUAGACCCUGCCUCUGCUGGCUUUGGAGCAGUUGCCAGUGCAGCGACACGUUCCGCUGCUGCUGCUGCUGCUGCUACUGCUGGGGGCCCGCCGCCUCGACAGGAGCGUCGGCUGCCACCGCCGCUACCAUCGGCACCCCUGCAGCAGGCGUCGGCAUUGGUACUGGAUGCCGCCACUUUGGCGCGGGGCCUAGCCGCCCUACAGAGCUUAGAUGUUGCCGGUGGGGGCCUUUCAGGGCACAGCAGAGAUCAUUUGACGCGUACCCCUGCGUCGGUUCUGAACCAAUACUUGGGGCAAUCUUAUACGGGACAGAGACGCUACCGGCCACAUGCACCAGAGCCGGAGCAUAUCUCAGCAUCGGGGGAUCUUGGCUAUGGGCGCUCUGACACGUAUCACGGCGAGGGCAGCCGCAGGGCCGCAGCCAGCAAUGCGGCCACGGCCGCGGCUGCGGCUGCAGCCUCACUGCGGCGUCGGCGCCGACCGUGGGAGGAUGAGGAAGAGGAGGACGAGGCGGAGGAAGAGGAGGACGUAUGGCGGCAGAGGGAAUCGGUGUGCGAGGCGCCGUCGAGGUUUCUUCCAAGGCUUCCCGCCGAGCUCAAACCAAAUCUGCUGCAGCAACAGCAGCAACAGCAGCAGCAACAACAGCAGCUACCACACAAGCGGCAGAGGCUGGGAGAGGGAGAGUGUCAGCCGCCGUUCCCGCAGCUUAACGGCCACGAUCCGAUAGAUGUUGAUCCGUACACCGUACGACAGCAUAUGGCCCGGCUGCAAGACCCCCCGCCAUCGAUGCUGCUGCAGCAACAGCACCGACGGCGGGCGCAUGCCGUUUUCGCAGCAGCAGCCGAUGAACUGGGGGAGGACGACGAGCACCAAGAGGGGGAGGAAGAGGAGGAGGAGGAGGAGGAGGAGGGAGGAGGAGUGGCGGAGUAUUGGGCGGAUGACACUAGGCGCCAUGCGUACCGCAGCGGAUUUAAUGCAGUCGGAGAUGCCAAAGGUGAGCACCCGCAAGUGCCGCCGCUAGCGAUGUCGUUGCCCGCCGUGGCGGCCCGUCGGCCAGCGUACUACACGCCGCAACGGCCAGUGAUGGCAGCCAACCGUGAGGGCGCGGCAUCAUCGUGGCGGCGGCCCCGCGGCGGGCCCGUCCUGCAAGGGGAGUCCCAGGGGCGCCGAACGGACUGGCCCCAGCAGGCGAGACGCUCUGGAGAUGAUUCCCUUUCGGACUGAAUUAUUUCCCCCGGAGGCUCCCCCGCACGAGGUGUAAAGUGAUCUCGCUUCCAUAGUGCGGCCAAAAAUUGCCAAGUUUGAAGUGUACAUGGCAUCAUGGCGGGCGGGCUAAUUAGUGCAACGCAGUUUUUCAAUUCAGGCCCCCGACGUGACAUGGUGACAGGACAGGGGGCAGCGGCCACAUGCGCCCAUAGAUUGCAUUUUCGGGUUGGUUGCUGGAUCGCCCGUGUGUGGGUUUAUAAUGUUGCGUUACUUGUGUUUAUACCUAGUUUUCUGUUCAUGCUUUUACACCGCUGAGUGCCAGGUCAAAGACUGGCAUGCCUACUUUAAAAGGAGGAAAGAGAGAAGAGAGGGCCAGGCAUGCACGUUGUGCCGCGGGGCGAGUGGGUGGGGGUGCACAGUGAGAACAACAAAACAAAAGAUGCGCCAUCAGCAUUAGGAUUAGGACAACGGCCCUGAGAACACAGGCCGCACAGAAUCGGUUGUCGCACAACGCACAUUAUUAAAACACUUAAUACUGCACCAAGCGUGCAUUAAAUGGAAACAUGCAAGGUAGAGUGCGGCGAAAAGAACACGGCGAGGUUGGUAUGGUUAUGUAAGAUGGAUGUUGUGCCAGCGAAGUUCGCUCUCGUGUGUGUGUAUGCCUUUGUGUGUGUGUGUGUGUGCCUGUGUGUGUGUAUGCCUUUGUGUGUGUGUGUGUGCCUGUGUGUGUGUAUGCCUUCGUGUGUGUGUGUGUGUGCCUUUGUGUGUGUGUGUGUGUGUGUGUGUGUGUGUGUGUAUGUGUGUGUGUGUGUGUGUGUGUAAAAGCAGAAAUGCAUGUGGGAAAGGCUGAGGAGGAGAUAUCGCAUAUGUGCAUGUAUCUGUAUUUAUGUGCGUGGUCAAGGGAAGUGCUUGUUCUCGCAUAUGAUUUGGAAGGGGUUAUGUAUUCAUGCGUGUUUUUUGUAGUGAAAGGCUCUGAAAAGAAAAUUUGUUCUUAAGAGUGGGCUCAUCAAGGCAGGCUAUUUCCUCUUGAGGGCACUGUAGGGUUGUGGAGUACUUUAUAACGCCUGGGUCAGAGCUUUUUGGAUCCAGCAACGUUCAGGGGCAGGACGCAAAACCGCCGUGUUAAGGCUGAGACAUCGGGCACGGGACCGCGUAGAUUACAACGCUGCUUUGCCUAUAUGUAUGUAUGUCCAUGCCGUCGUUUAUGGCCAGUUGACGGCCCUGUUGUCGAUAUCUCACUGCGCCCUCCUUCUUUGUCUAAAAGCGCGCUAUUAUGUGAUUUUGAAGGUGUGAAGAAUGCGGGAUGCAAGCGGACGGAAGCCGCGCCGGCGCGCAAAGGUUGCUGUUGAAGCCCUGAAGCCCGGUGCAAGCCGCUGAUAGUGGCAGCCAGCGUACCAUGGCAGCUUGCUGUCCUCCCGGGGACGCGAAACUCCGACUUUGCGGUUAGCCUACCAACAGCAAACCCAUGGCAUAGGUCGUGCCGAUCCGCAGGCGACGCCGGACGGGAGCCAGCCACCUUCCCACCGCGCGCGUGCCAGUGCACACUCUUGCUGUGUUCUUGCCUGUCUGUUUUUUCUCUCUCUCUUUCUUUCUCUCUGCAGGCCGAUAAUUUAAGGCAGCUUAUGUGUGUUUGCGAAAAAAUGAGGUCAGGUAUCUGACGGCGGAGGGCUCUCUGAUGGGGAGAGCAUAAACGGAGGGCGAGUUGACCUGUAUGUCAGGUUCAAUGUCACAAUCCAUUAUUAAGGCACACGUCUGGUAACACCAUUUUCUGCCGCUGAUGAUUGAGAACAUGGUGCAAGUUGGUCUAGGUGACACGGUACGAAUGGAUGACGAAUGCAGUGGUAAUCUCCGCAGAUGCUUGCAGCAGUAUUUGGCCUGCCGACAGAGUAGCGUUCCGCGCCUGGUUUUAGAUUCUUGCCCAGCAUGUCGUUACCCAGGUUUUGGGGCCGCGAUCGCUCCGGAUACAGUUGUACGGUGCUAGCUAGGAAAAGACAGCCGUUAGAACAUUCGGUUACAUACGCUCGGAAAAGUGGACUGAGCGGGAUUUGCGCGAAGAUUUGUUGGAUAGAUUAGUGAGCUCGAUCUGAUGGUGGAUGGAAUUCAACGACGCCAGUACAAAAGGAUAUCGCUUAGGGUUUUUUUGAGGCCGGUCCUAGCUUUCGAUGGGGACCUAUCGGACGACACUCGGGAUACCCUUAGGACGUAUGCUUUUCUUAGUCUUCCGAGCAAGCUGGCGAACGAGAGGCCUCAAAUCCCGGGCGACACUGAACCACUCCCUCUUUCCAUCUCUCUCUCUCUCUUUCUUAUUCUAUUUCCGCAUAAGAUGGCGAUCUUGUCAAGUGCGUGCGCGUUUGAUGUGUGUGUCGCACAACAGUGCCCUGCGUGCGUGCGUGCGUGCGUGCGUGCGUGCGUGCGUGCGUGCGAUUUCCUCGCAACCAGUCGUUCGGUGCCCGCCCACACCCUCUAUCCGCCGAGGGUGGGGUAUGGACCUGAUGUGUCGCUGUCUGCUCUUUUACUAUUCGGAUGUAUACUUUACAAGGAACCCGUGGGCCGCGUUUAGGAGAAAGCGUCAGGAAGGAUAAGAAUUGGGCUAGUGGUGGAAAAGAGACCGUACACAAAAUCAUGCAGAAUAAGGUUGUAAAUACCGUACCCGUACCUUCGCCGUGCCGUACACAUAAUACGCACUAAAAUACCAUGCAAAGCGCAGCUGCAAGAGGAAACCUUCCUGGGAACCGUGAGGGAAACGUUCUUGUCCAAUUUUGCCACGACCAAUCGCACCUUGACAGCAGUUUGGGCAAAUUUCUGGGGGCAAGUUUGCACCAAGUGCAAAUGAUUCAUGAUAUGAAGGUGGUGCACAUGGCUACGGUCCCCACUUUUCCAUUUACAGAUGUGGGGAAAACACCCGGGUCACGGACUGGGACAUGAAAUUGGACAAGGUCUGGACUCGAUUCCUACGCACUUCCAUGCUGCACCUCUCCAUUUUUGGGCAUGCGCAGGCAACGGCCACCUAUGGGCUGCAUAGUUUUACGUGGCACAUGGUACACGGGGGGCUUCCCCCAGAAGUAAACUAAUGAACAUAGAGGCUAAAGCUGCCAAGCGUUUUGAUCGGGACCUGGGCCGCGGCCGGGAUGCACAUGACAAGAUGGCCCACUGGGGUUCCUAAGAACGUGUUUUAUAUGGCCAUCCAUCUUCGGGCGGUUUGGGGGCACUAGCUGUUCGAGAGCAUGUUAAAGUGUGAUGGGCGUGCUGGGCGGUGCGUUUUGUGAGGGCGAUAGCCCAGGCAGUUUUGACGCGACCGCCUUGGGUGUGUUGGUCAUGCCCUCUUUCCUGCAUAUGCCCUUUACCCGACGUACAAUAUCAUGUGCCGAUUUACGCCCCAGGUGGGGGUGCCUUGGUUUGGGGUAAUCGUUCUAACGCCAGAUGUUCAGCACAUUGUUACAGCGUUGGCAUAUCUCCCCCAGUUGAAGAGGUUGACGUUCAUCCGUUAGUUCCUAACGCGCGGUGUUCGAGUUUGCCUCUGUGGGGAAACCCUGUUCUUCCGGAAGAGAGAUUGACUGUCCCGUCAGUUAACAUCUGCCCAGGGCUGGAGUUUCGACACCAAGCACUCCUGGGCUGUAGGGCACUGCAAACGUCGGGGGAUGUUCUUCUUGUGCGGGAUGCUCUAGGUGUGGUGGUGCAUGCACCCGACCAGGCACGUCUGGCAAUGCGCAGGGCAUGGCAGUGGCAUCAAACAAUGGGGCAAUACCUCCAGCCGCGGACCUCACUAGCCCAAUCCCUUUGUAACUUUCCUAAGUAGAAUGGAGGGCCCCCCAUCAGACUUAAAGAUUUAUUCGUUGAAUUAGCGACUGACAUGCAACUUUUGCCAUUUUCUGUGGCUCGUCGAGUAUCCCACACCUUGUUUAUUGAAGAGGCGACGGGCUCUCCUGUGGUACUUGGUGAAACUAUUCUUACUUUUGCAACGGGCCUUCCAUCGUUUAUGAUCUCACAUACGAUAAGAAAAUGAACAAAAUGAGUUUUGGUGGCGUCUCACGGUUGAUGGGGUGCCUAUGCUAGGAAGUUCCCAUCGCAGGAUUUCGCGACCAGCAGUGUAUGUGUGUGUGUGUGUGUGUGUGUGUGUGUGUUACAUGGUUGCGGGUGCGUGACCCCAUACCUAUAAAACUACCCAUACGAGCCGAAGGCCCAAGGGCAAUAUCUAUACGCCUAAAAGCCACGGAGAACAGGAAACACCGCACAUCAGCCCAGACUGGCGUCCAAAGGGGUAACUGAGUUUCGGUGAGCCCACAUACGUUCCAACAUCCUCGCCAGACGUACUGGUUCCCAUGUCAUGGCCUCCAAUAUGCUCUGUUGAUGAUCGAAUCUCUCUUCAGCACGAAUAUCAUUAUAGGCUGGGCAUUCCAAUAACACGUGUUUUUCAUCCUCGAUUCGGCUAUUAGUACCACAACAGCGGCAAAACCGCUGCCCCCUGGGGACAUGGUACUUGCCCCUUCGCGCUCUGUUUGCCUCCAAAGCCUAGAAACAUAAACGAAACUGCAGUGUGUGGGUGUGGAGGUUAUCCAGUAGGUUCCCUGGGGGGGGUGUCCCCUCGCUGUCAUCACCUCUGGGCCUGUCCUGUGGCACCGGCAGUAGUGGACCAACUCACUCUGUCAACAGGAUUGCCAGUGCCGCGUGAA